This is a messenger RNA of Drosophila eugracilis, 1922 nucleotides long. RefSeq names its product probable serine/threonine-protein kinase DDB_G0272282. The record is from RefSeq and is a predicted model, not a curated record. Lineage: Eukaryota; Metazoa; Arthropoda; Insecta; Diptera; Drosophilidae. Gene Ontology annotation, biological process: regulation of transcription by RNA polymerase II. Gene Ontology annotation, molecular function: nuclear receptor activity; transcription cis-regulatory region binding. Gene Ontology annotation, cellular component: aryl hydrocarbon receptor complex; nucleus.
CAUAUACUAUACUUUAGUUCCUCAUUCUUCUCCUCCUACCAAGAAAAUGGAGCAAUAGUGCAAUGGUAUUAGUGAAGCCAGUGUAAGGACCAACCCCUCGCAGCGAAGGCAAAAGCCAAAAGUGAGAAAUCCAGCAGCCAAAGGACUACGCCAGGAGCAUACAAAAUGCCAGCCAUGGCGCAACUUGUCAUAAGCGGCACUGCCGGCUUACAAGCAAAAUAACCAGCCAACAAAAGGACACCAGCGAGAGCAACUCAAGCAGCAGCAGCAGCAGCAGCCACAGCAGGAUACGGGAGACAAGUCAGGAGCAGCAGGAGCAGAGGAGCAACACCACCACCAUUACCAACAAAAUGGAGCCAGAUACUGCAGCAGGUCCUGCGAAGAAAAGCGGCACCACCCUCUCCGUGGAUCGGGCCGCCUUCCUCCUGCUGCGCGUCAGGAAAGUGUUCAAGAAGAAGCGACAGCAGCGCAAGGAGCGACAAGCCCAGCAGAGUGGCGCCACGGCGGGUGGCGGUGCUGGCGGUGCGGGCGGUGCAGGUGGUGGUUCCGGGUCACAAUCGCGACCGGGCAGCCGCAAGCUGCCGCCGCCAUUGUUACGGUCGCGCACACUACCCGCCAUCAUUGUGCCAGGACUUCCGGUCGUCUCGCUGCACACGGAUAAACAAACAUUUCAAUUGGAGGAGCGUUUGCUGGGCAGCAAAAGCCGCAGUGGCAGCGCCAGCGGUCAUCGUUGGUCGCUGCUCACACGUGCCACCAACAACAGCAGUAACAGCAGCAGCAACAAUAAUACCGCAAGCAGCAACAACAACAACAACACACAUUUGGCCAACAACAACAAUACUUUGAUGGUAAAAUCAUUGAAUUUGCCAAAAGACGAUAGCAAUUUGGUCUAUCGACGAAAGUCAUCGGGCAGUACGCCCCAUCAGCAUCAGAGCACGCACCACCACCACCAACAUCAUCAUCAUCAUCAUCAGCAAUUGCAGUUGCAGCAGCAUCAGCAGCAAUUGCAGCAGCAGCAAUCGCAUCUGCAACACCUGGGGGACAGCUCGCUGUUCCAACUCUCCGAUGACUUCGAGUGCCACGCAGAUGGAUCCCUGUUGCUCAGAAUUCCCGCUCCCCAUGUGGUGGCAGCGCGGGCCUAUCGCCUGGCAGCCCGAAAACGAGCAGCUGCCUCCUCGGAGGCAUCCACACCAAUGGCUCGAGAGAACAUCCUCCACGAGAUACCACUGGUGGAGACAGCCAGCUCAGGAUCCGGCUCUGGAUCUGGAUCGAGCACGACCUUCACGCGACUGGCCAAAUUGCUGCAUCAAUCAAGCGCCCUGGCAGGCAGGUCCAAUCUGCAACCACCGCCGUCGGCAGAUAGUGCCGUUCAGAGUCUGGGCCGAGGAUUGGGCUUGGGUCUUGGCGAGGAGGCGCCACGUCGUCUGUCCUGGGAGAGGCGCAAGGACAGCAGUGCUCUUCAGCGUUCGGCCAGCAUCGACUCCUUUGCCGAGAUUGUGUUUAGCGAAUCGCCACGCACCUCACUGGCAGUCACGGGGCCAGGUGCCACCUCCGGAGCUGGUGCCCCUUCGCCAUUCAGCAAACGUCCUUCGGCCAGCAGCCUGUACUCCACCUCAACGUCCAGCUCCUUCGGCUCGCAGGCGCAAGCACAGCUGAAUGUCAAUUACGGUGACUCGACAGUCGGAUCCGGAUCAGCGGGUGGACCGAGCUCAGGUCACCAUGGGGCGUCAGGUGGAGGCAAUGGGGGCAGCAGUGCCAGCAGCAGCCGGCGUGAAAGCAUGCUGAGUCCCUCCUCUACGCGCCGCUCCAAGCUGACCAGAAUCAUAAACGGUGAGUGCGGAAAUCGGAUGCGGAAUCCACAAUUUCUAUUUUGUUGCCAGGCGAUGCGUGCCAUAUCGAUGGAUAGCAUAUCGAAUUCGUAA